Tripterygium wilfordii is the source of this 4046-nucleotide messenger RNA. RefSeq names its product ABC transporter G family member 28-like. Bases 302 to 3733 code for a protein of 1143 amino acids. The record is from RefSeq and is a predicted model, not a curated record. The transcript is spliced from 13 exons. Lineage: Eukaryota; Viridiplantae; Streptophyta; Magnoliopsida; Celastrales; Celastraceae. Gene Ontology annotation, molecular function: ATP binding; ATP hydrolysis activity; ABC-type transporter activity.
UAGCCGCAUAUGUACAACGGCCUAAAUCCCCUGAGAGGCGCCAUCAAUAAGCUUCCUCUUACUUCGGCAAUUCUCUCUCCCCGCCGUUUCUUCCUCCGAGCAAUACACACAACCUCUCUCUCCUAUUCUAGACCCUAACCUUCUUCUCAAUGUCUCUUCAAUCAAUCGCACAUCGACGCGCUUGUCAUUUCGAUCCUUUGCAAUUACACAACCCAUUUCACCUCAAGAACACAUGUACUAUUCGACUGAAUUAUAAGGGAGAAUAAUUUUUUUUUUAGGUUUUUUGUUGUUGGAGAUAGCGAUGAGCAGCAGAGAGAACGUUAAUGCGGAUGAUCGCGUUUGUUUUCUCUCUGUUUUCGUACUGUUCAUGAUUGUUCUGAGUUUACCACGGCCGGCUGCGUGUCAAGAUGGCAGCAGCUAUAGUAACAAUCCAGCCGCCGCACAGAUCUUCUCGGAAUUGUUUUUUAAAAGCAUUUCUAAUAUGACCUCCGUCUUUAAAGAUGACAUCAAAGAGCAGUUUAGGUUUUGCAUAGAGGAUGUGGAUGCAGAUUGGGAUGCAGCAUUCAAUUUCUCCAAAAAUACUGCGUUCUUGUCCAAUUGCGCCAAAAAGACCAAAGGAGAUAUGUCACAGCGUCUGUGCACAGCGGCAGAAAUAAAGUUCUACUUCUCUAGUUUCUAUGAAAGAGGAUCAAAGAGAGCCAAUUAUUUGAAACCUAACAAGAACUGUAAUUUGAGCUCUUGGGUAUCUGGAUGUGAGCCAGGAUGGGCAUGCAGUGCUGGUGGUCAGAAAGUAGAUCUCAAAAACUCAAAGGAUAUGCCUAUUAGAACUGCUAGUUGUGCACCUUGUUGUGAGGGUUUCUUCUGCCCUCAUGGUAUUACUUGCAUGAUCCCUUGCCCAUUGGGUGCUUUCUGCCCACUUGCAAAACUAAAUAAAACAACAGGCAUAUGUGACCCAUACCAUUACCAACUUCCUCCUGGACAGCCAAACCAUACCUGUGGGGGAGCUGAUGUUUGGGCUGAUAUAGAGAGUAGUAGUGAAUUAUUCUGUUCAGCUGGAUCAUAUUGUCCAUCUACAGUCCAGAAAAUUCCUUGCAGUAGUGGGCAUUUUUGCAGGACAGGUUCUAUUUCUCAACAAAGUUGCUUUCGGUUGGCCACAUGUGAGCUAAAAUCGGAAAAUCAGAACAUCACUGCAUACGGCGUCUUACUUUUUGCUGGAUUAAGUUUUGUGCUUAUCAUUAUAUAUAACUGCUCUGACCAAGUUCUCGCAACUCGAGAGAGAAGACAAGCGAAAACCAGGGAAAAGGCAGUUCAAAGUGUGAGAGAAACUGCACAAGCUCGUGAGAAGUGGAAAUCUGCUAAAGACAUUGCUAAGAAGCAUGCAAUUGGACUACAAACACAGUUAUCACGUACAUUUUCUCGCAGGAAAUCUCAAAGGCAACCGGACCAGCUGAGAGGUCUGGCUCAAGCUAAACCUGGAUCAGAUGCUGCCUUACCUCCUAAUCCAUUGGGUUUUACAGGGCAGUCAUCUGCUGCAACUAAAGGGAAGAAAAAGGAAAAGAGCAACCUCACACAAAUGUUGCAUGAAAUUGAGAGCGAUCCUGAGGGUCAUGAAGGGUUCAAUCUGGAGAUAGGAGAUAAAAACUAUAAAAAGAAUGCACCUAGGGGUAAGCAGUUGCAUACUCAAAGCCAAAUGUUCAGGUAUGCAUAUGGCCAAAUUGAAAGGGAAAAAGCUUUGCAGGAGCAGAAUAAAAACUUAACCUUCUCUGGAGUAAUCUCAAUGGCUAAUGAUAUUGAAAUUAGAAAGAGGCUUAUGGUUGAGGUUGCUUUCAAGGAUUUAACCCUCACUUUGAAAGGGAAGAACAAACAUUUGCUAAGAUGUGUGACUGGGAAACUGAUGCCUGGCCGAGUUUCUGCCGUCAUGGGCCCAUCUGGGGCUGGUAAAACAACGUUUCUUUCCGCUUUGACUGGAAAAGCAGCUGGAUGCACCAUGUCCGGUAUGGUUCUUGUAAAUGGGAAGAUGGAACCUAUUCAAUCCUACAAAAGAAUCAUUGGUUUUGUCCCCCAAGAUGACAUUGUGCAUGGAAACUUGACAGUGGAGGAGAAUCUCUGGUUCAGUGCAAGAUGCAGACUCGAAGCUGAUUUGCCGAAACCGGAAAAGGUUCUGGUUGUUGAAAGAGUCAUUGAGUCAUUGGGCUUGCAGCCAGUGCGGGAUUGUCUUGUCGGGACCAUAGAAAAGCGAGGAAUCUCAGGAGGUCAGAGAAAACGUGUAAAUGUUGGGCUGGAAAUGGUCAUGGAACCUUCACUUCUGAUUUUAGAUGAACCCACAUCUGGCUUGGAUAGUUCAUCUUCCCAAUUAUUAUUAAGAGCUCUUCGACGUGAAGCUCUUGAAGGAGUGAACAUUUGCAUGGUUGUCCACCAACCGAGCUACACUUUGUUCAGGAUGUUUGAUGAUUUAAUCCUUCUAGCCAAGGGUGGUCUCACAGUAUAUCAUGGACCUGUGAAAAAAGUCGAAGAGUAUUUUACUGGCCUCGGGAUUAAUGUUCCAGAUCGUGUUAAUCCACCAGAUUAUUUCAUAGACAUUUUGGAAGGAAUAUUAAAACCAAACACAAGCACGGGCGUUACUUACAAGCAACUUCCAAUUAGGUGGAUGCUACACAAUGGUUAUCCAGUUCCCAUGGACAUGUUACAGAGUGCUGAUGGAUUGGCAGCAUCCGCCAGUGAAAACUCUGCUCAUGGAGGAGGUUCAGUUAAUGGUGGAGAUGGACAGUCUUUUGCUGGAGAUUUUUGGCAGGAUGUGAAGUGUAAUGUUGAGAUGAAGAAAGAUACUUUACAGCAUAAUUUCCUAAAAUCAGGUGACUUAUCUGAUCGGAAAGUCCCUGGCGUCUUUCAGCAAUACAAAUACUUCAUUGGAAGGGUUGGUAAACAGCGACUACGAGAAGCAAGGACACAAGCUGUAGAUUAUUUGAUUUUAUUGCUGGCUGGAAUCUGCUUAGGAACACUGGCUAAAGUGAGCGACGAAACUUUUGGGGCAGUUGGUUAUACCUACACUGUCAUUGCAGUUUCUCUCCUAUGCAAGAUUGCGGCAUUGAGAUCAUUUUCUAUGGACAAGCUACACUACUGGAGAGAAAGUGGUUCUGGGAUGAGUUCCAUGGCUUACUUCCUUUCAAAAGAUACAGUUGACCAUUUCAAUACAAUUAUCAAGCCCUUGGUGUAUCUCUCGAUGUUCUAUUUCUUCAAUAAUCCAAGAUCAUCAGUCGGAGAUAAUUAUAUUGUUUUAGUCUGCCUGGUGUACUGCGUGACAGGAAUAGCAUACGCAUUGGCCCUUUUCUUUGAACCUGGUCCAGCCCAACUGUGGUCAGUGCUUCUUCCGGUCGUUUUGACUCUGAUAGCCACUCAUACCGAAAACAGCAAAAUUGUGGAGAAUAUAUCCAACUUGUGCUACACUAAGUGGGCCUUGGAGGCAUUUGUUGUAUCAAAUGCAAAAAGGUUUGCCGAAACUUUUCCUCUCUAUGUGCUGCUUUUUCCCAAUUUAUGUUUACUGAGUUUUGUCAUGUUGAUUUACUCUAUUACUCGCAGAUAUUCAGGAGUGUGGAUCAUCACAAGAUGCGGUUCGCUUAUGACAAAUGGAUAUGAUCUGAGUCAUUACAGUCGUUCCUUAGUCUUCCUUCUCCUCACUGGUUUAGCCAGUCGUAUUGUUGCCUUCAUCGUAAUGGUGACCUUCCAAAAGAAGUAGAUGUAGACUUGCUUUUCUCCAUUCUUCUUUUACCAUAUUUAAAGAUCCAACAAAAUCCUCGUGCUUCUAGGGUUAACUCAUACGGCCUUCAACACAACCAUGAAAAAGUCGAUAUGACAUUCAAAUAUAAUAGAGGAGCUCUCAGUCUCAGGAAUGACCGUAUUCAGAUGCAUUGAAGUAGACCUGGAAAGGAUGGCUGCACAGUUGGUUACGUAUGAGGUAGAUGUUCUACCGUAGUGCAUAGAAGAUUUCUUCUUUGACAAAACAAUUUUGUGUAGCUCACAUGGAGAAAUUUAGCCAAAACUGCCUCUUC